GACGCAGCCUGAAUACCGAUUGCGCUAGUGUAGCAGAUAGAUCAAACAAGCAUGAAUCGGGUGCUCGGGGUCUCUCCUACCAUGGGCACCCCGAACAGAGACCAACAGAAACGACGAAAACGACACCACAACAUGCUUCUUCGGUACUUCUUUUUCGCCGUCAUUGUGACCAGGGUCCUGUUCCUGGCCUUCACACAACCAUUGAAGGUCGCUACGGAUCAGCGUUUAGAGAGCGUUUGGGAAGGUUUUCCAGAAGUCAAAACUUCGACUAGUCCCGACAUAAAAGAAGGAGCUGCCUCUGCACUCGAUGGAAACAAAUUGUUGACUGCAUAUUUGGAGCCAACGGAAUCAGUGACUUACACCGACAAAAACCAAAAACUAUUUGUACGGAACACAUCGAUGUCAAGCCUUCAAUUGGUCACCUUUCCCAACGUAAACAACUGUUCGUCUCUUAUGAAAAACUUUCCUGUCGACGAGUUCCCACUAGGUGAUCCUUGGCUUCCCUGGAUCCAUGAUUACUUUCCUUCCUUAGACGGGAAAUCUCUACAUUUUGUGGCACAAAACCGACGCAGGUGCCAAACCGGGGCAGCUAAUGAGAAACAGAUGGAAUUUUGGGCACCCCAAAUCUCCCUCUUCCAGGGAAUUCCUAUUGUGGUGGAGGAUCGAAAUGACACGAAAAAUACUCCGGGAGGGACUAGAAAGAAAAAACAGAAGACUUACCGAUUGGCCUCUUCGUUUGAAGAAGCAACUCAUAAUGCCACACGAUUUCAGUGCCGAUUCCACCACGUUGGCACAAAGAUAACAACACUUUCUGUUUUCCCGUUUGAUUAUGAAUACAUAAGCUGGAGAAAGCAUAAGAAGGCAAUGAUUGGACCCCAUGGAGGUAAAGAGCAGAGUAUGGUUUGGUUGAGUCAGUUGCUAUUUGCUUGCCCAAUUCCCGAAGAAUUCCAGCCUUUAUUACUACCGCCGUUGACGAUCGAGUCAUCGAAAAAGCAAUCAGCUGUCAACAAUGAUCAACCUGCUCUGUAUGUCGACUUGAUUCCAAUACGAACCCCUGUGAGAAGUAAUGAUGAAUUGCUAUCUGAUAAACUAAGCGCAAUGAGAGACAUAGCAAUUGGAAGUCCAUACCUCAAUGAUGUAUUUGGCCAACACAACAUUAUUCCGUCCAUGGAUAACGCCGGCCGGUGGGAGAAUUUACCUUUGUGUCGACGUUCCAGCAGCUUACAUCUAUCACCCAUAAAGAGUCCAAUGCAACUCUCAACUAUUGGUGCUAAAGAAAGAAACCAAAAACCGCAUCGUCUUGUGGCUUGUACAUGGGUUUCUGCAUCGUACCAACGCCGAGGUGACAUUUAUACUGUAUCCGAUAGCGCUAAACGCUUGAGGGAAUGGAUUCAUUUUCAUUUGAUGGUGGGCAUGGAUCACAUAUACGUAUAUGACAACACGAAUAGAGCUCUGAGUGGAAAUUCAUCCGUCAUUUAUGAUGUUACUCGGUCUUUCAGACCAGACCAAGUUACAUACAAAGCCUGGCCCUGUAAAAUUUGCAAUAAUGUAAGUAGUAUAUCUUGGUGCUGUUGAAAUAAUCCUACAGUAUCGGAACGCGAGAGAUGCGAUUUUCGAAAUUCGAUGCUUUCAAGGAAUCAUGCGCCAUUGGUCCAAUUUGCUUUGCACUGAUGCAACUGCGUUGUGCUUUGAUCGCAUUCUGCCGCUUCCGCAAAGAACAAACCAGGCAACCCUAGCCCCGGUGAACGCUCGUCCCAAUACGCUGCUGAAAGCUCCUGUUUGAAACGUUACGGAGAACUUAGCGAAUGGAUGACGUUCCUCGACAUCGAUGAGUACUUGGUACGUACUUACCUCGAGAACUUUUAGCCUUAUUCUGUACAUCCCCCUUCCGGUCUGACUCACAGUUGCUCUUCUAGGUUCCAAUGAAACAAACUGAGGAUGGUGAAUAUAGUUGGCACCCCGUUAUGGAUGAAAUGGACAAAUUAGACAAAUCUGUCAUGAAGUUUUUGUCAAGCAGAGGAAAACCGCGGAUCGAAUUAACAGAGUAAGACCAUUCACUGUUGUAGAGCUCACGAUGGAUGUUUUCUCGGGUUUUUUAUAUAAUUACACGCAGUUACCUCAUAGGGCUUCAAACUGAUUUUUAUUGUGUUCUUUCACUACUUCAGAAAGUUAGAAGACCAGUCAGUUUGUAUCGACCCAGAAGAAAUCGAACGGAAAAGACGGGGACUGCCGGUGGAGCCAUGCGUGGGUCCAAUGAGGAACAAGACGUUUUUACAAGUUCACAACUGGUAUGUUAUAUCGCUGUUUUGUGAGUUGUUUUUGCCAACAGACGCAUUCAAUAACUGACAACGGAUUGCUAUCUCUGAUCGUUUCCCAGCGAUUUCAUCCGGCCACCAAAACCACAGAGGUUUCAGCGAGCCAUGAAACAAAUCUACAGACCAUCAUUUGUGCUGUUGCACUUCGUGCACUACUCCACUGUGACGACCGCCAUGACGCAAUAUACCAAUACAAAAUUGGACCAAAGAAAUAGCUGGGGGCGUCUAAAGAAACAAGAAGCAAAGCAUGAAUUGUUCAUGGACGAAUUAACUCAGGGUGCGUUAGUACACGCCCGAAGUGUGCUGCCCCACGAAACAAGAAGGCGAUCAGCAGAAUGCUUACUUGGAUCGAAGCAUGACUGUACGAUGGGAUUUUUGUGCAACGACGAUGUUCAAUUUUUUGACAAGUUACACAGGGACAAUGUCUUCCAAAACCCAGACAAGAGUUUCUGCAAUUGUUGGAGAAAUAAAGUCAUCGAGGAAGUCCUUGUUCCUAAGCUAGAACGUUUGCUUUCGAUUGGACCACAGGAAUUGUGAUCACUCUGAAGGCGAUUUGGUCGAAGCAUGACUGUACGAUGGUUUUUAUGCAAGGACAGUGUUCAAUUUGUUGAUAAGGUACACAGGGACAACGCUUUUUUAAAACCAGACGAGAGUUUCUUCAAUUAUUGGAGAAAUGAAGUCAUCGAGGAAGUCCUUGUUCCUAAGCUAGAAAGUUUGCUUUCGACUGCUCCACAGGAAUUGUGAUCACUCUCAAUGUGUUUCGCUUUAAAACUAAAAUUACCGUCCUUUCUAAUGAUUCAAUACUCUUAGCUCAACUUCAUUGACCUUAGUUCAACCAUGUCUUUAGAGCAAAGUUUAUUAUAAAAGUUUUUUGACGAUCGUCACUCAACCCUCCAACGUAGGCAAGGCAAGGUAGGAAUCCCUAUUAUGAUGUGUUGAACCAUUGUUGUCGUUCAAUUCAGCCCCAUGAUUGUCAGGUAUUUUAUUAGUCCUGCCAUUAUUUUCAACGAAGGACAUCUCGCAAACAUCGGUCUCGAACCAUCCCCGCCCACAAAACCCCAAGAUGGUCGGCCAGAGAUCAAUAAAAAUUCCGGUUCCAUUUUGUUCGAGACGCUUACCAACCCGAAGGAGUUCCAUCACGGCCUUUCGGUCGUUUGGAGUAAAUAGCAAAUGACGAUCCGGACUCCAACUUUGUUCCGAUUUUAGGAUUAGUUCUCUGCAUUCGUCUAUUGCUUGCUGAGACAAACAAUUCCAAGGUUUUGACGAAUUAAUGGGCUGAGAAGGAAUCAUCGAUCUCAAGAUAGGCGAAGUAACCGGAGAAGUGCUUGUCGCCGAGGACGCGUGAGACCGAUUCGGAGAACCAGGUUCUGCCGGCACAAUCUGUUGGCGAGCCGCAACCGCUGGCAAGAGACCGAAAUGAAUUGGUGUAGUAGGAGAUGGCCUGGCAACACUAGUAGGACUCCCAUUGGGCGGAAUGUCUAUCCGUGCACCAGCAUGCAAAAGUGCUCUCAGUACAUCACUGCUUCCGCGAGCUACAGCUACGUGAAUUGGCAAUCGGCCGCUCAAGUCCGGAACUUCCAUUGCUGAUUUUGCUUUUGGAUGACUCAGGAGAACCUGAGACGCUCGCUGAGCAUUGUAGUGGGCGCAGUAAUGUAGCGGUGUGUAUCCACUAAAUCGAGAAUGCGGGUGGUUGGGAAGUGGGUUGUGAUAUUGCGCUCCAUCAUCUGGUGGUGGACCGGCACAUCGCGAGGAUAGAUCUGCGCCGCGUUCCAAAAGGAGGCGUGCCGAAUCCGAUGCAUCCUCCUGGGCAGCGAAGCAUAGUGGCGUUGCACCACUAUUGGCUUUUGCAUCUAUCUGUGCUCCCUUGCUGGUCAAAAGCUCGAUGCAUGCCAGUGAGUUGCUGUAAGCAGCAUCGUGCAAGGGAGUCCAACCCGACGGAUGAGCUCGCGCAUUUGGAUCGGCAUUAUAGUUCAACAAGAGUGCAACACAUUCCGUUUCGUUCUUAAACGACGCCCAGUGAAGCGGUGUAUUGCCGUGGCCAUCGGCACAACCGAAAGGUCGCAAAAAAGAAUGGCUCGAGUAGAGCGUAUCGUUCCGGAAGGAGCAAGAUCUCACCAACGCGGCUUUGGUUGUUUCUAGAAUUGGUACGUGGGCCAAUAGAGAGCGUGCUGCUUGAAGCUCUAACAUAAUCCCUUCAUUGACCGACCGAGCCAAAUUUUGGAACCGUCGAAGAAUUGGAAUGUAAUUCAUGUACCUGGACGUAUCGUUCUCUUUUUUGCCACCCGCAGCAUGGGUUGUCCGUCCGAGGUGCCUGCGAUUCGACGAGGUUCCAUUCGGUGGCCGAGCGGCUAGUCUAGGAGCGGGUAUGGAGGAAGUUAUUUCCAUCGCGUCAGGCAUGAAAGGAACGUCGCUGGCGCCACUGUUCUUGCUGCCGGACUGCGAACUAUUUUUCCCCUCAACUUCUUCCGCAUAUUGAUGGCCUAGCUCCAGCAAGAGCGUCAAGCAAUUGAUCGACCCGUUGCACGCAGCUUCGUGGACCACGAGCCUACGAAAUGCAGUGUGGUUGGCUCUGCCGUCCGCUCCCAUGAUGAGGAAAAACGCAAGCAUCAAUGGUCUAUCCAACGCACACGACAGAUGCAAGAUUGUUCCGGUUCCGCCUGACGCACCAACCCCUCCGUGUGGAGCUGGCGUGGCAUUCGCAACAGAACCAUCAAAGAUCGGUGGAUCGUUUUCGUGGCCUGGGGCUGGACUCGUGGCACCAAAUCGAUCGUAAAUGCACAAGUUCGCCGGUGGACGAGAGUCUGCUAGAGUUGCAGACGCAUCCCAGAUCAAUCGAUAGACAUCUUUCGAUCGUGUUGUUGUUGCUGCUGCUGCUGAUGAUGUUUGAAGUCCCCGAGGGAACCCAGCCCCAUGAUUGUUGUCGGAGAUGAAAGCUGAAAGAUCCCGUAAUACAUUAAGAUAGUCAGAGCUUGUGUUGAGCUCCUUCGGUUCCAACAUUGGGCUCGACGAAUGUUGCGAAGAGUGCUGCAGGAAUUCGUCAAUUUUUUCUUCUGAAUUUGGAUGAAGCGAAACCGGACAAAUCGAAACCAGACAGCAGUGACGUUACAACGGUUCGUAUGUACAUCAAUUAACAUUCACGUGAUCAUUACAAAUGGCAUAAAAUAUCGAGUGAGAAUCGUAUCGGUGAAUGAAAUGGAAUCCAAUAACCAAACAAGCCGCAUGAGAAAAAACGAAGCUAAGCGGUGCGAAGUGCAAUUUUGUCUUUAAACCAGACACUACUUGCCUGAUGCUGCCAUCGACUCCCCCCUCAUUGCCCAUCUCGACUGAAGUGACACGUAAGACGCUAUGGAUUCCCUCGCAUUCUCGGCAAAUUUCUUGGCGAGUCCCUCAUAAUCCUCCUCGACCACAGCCCGAAAAAUCUGCGAAGUAGAAGGAAGCUGGUUUCGAUGGCCGUUGCCAGUAUUGAAUGCCGAGGCCAUGGUGUAACUAU
Pseudo-nitzschia multistriata is the source of this 5805-nucleotide messenger RNA. NCBI's taxonomy places the organism in Eukaryota, Bacillariophyta, Bacillariophyceae, Bacillariales, Bacillariaceae. The record is from the annotation of a GenBank genome assembly.